Messenger RNA from Suricata suricatta (meerkat), 1926 nucleotides. RefSeq names its product regulation of nuclear pre-mRNA domain containing 1A (gene RPRD1A). Gene Ontology annotation, cellular component: RNA polymerase II, holoenzyme. Gene Ontology annotation, biological process: mRNA 3'-end processing. The transcript is spliced from 8 exons. Gene Ontology annotation, molecular function: RNA polymerase II C-terminal domain binding. The record is from RefSeq and is a predicted model, not a curated record. Bases 155 to 1093 code for a protein of 312 amino acids. NCBI's taxonomy places the organism in Eukaryota, Metazoa, Chordata, Mammalia, Carnivora, Herpestidae.
UCUUGCUGGUUUGCGGCCGGUCUUGGAUGUGGCGGCAGCCGCGGUGAGGGCGUGGGGAAGGGUGGGGUGAGGGGGCGAGGCCGCGGCGCGGGCGGCGAAACUCUCCUCCCCUCAGCCCCACCGCGUGGGACGGCGUGAACUCGGUGUCGGAGGGAUGUCAGCCUUCUCUGAGGCGGCGCUGGAGAAGAAGCUGUCGGAGUUGAGCAACUCGCAGCAGAGCGUGCAAACCUUGUCCCUGUGGCUCAUCCACCACCGCAAGCACUCCCGGCCCAUCGUUACUGUGUGGGAGCGGGAGCUGCGUAAAGCCAAGCCAAACAGGAAACUUACUUUUCUCUACCUAGCCAAUGAUGUCAUUCAGAACAGCAAGAGGAAGGGGCCGGAGUUUACAAAAGAUUUUGCACCAGUUAUAGUGGAGGCUUUUAAACAUGUUUCAAGUGAAACUGAUGAAAGUUGUAAGAAGCACCUUGGAAGGGUAUUAUCUAUUUGGGAAGAAAGGUCUGUUUAUGAGAAUGAUGUAUUAGAACAACUUAAGCAAGCUCUGUAUGGCGAUAAGAAGCCUAGGAAGCGAACUUAUGAACAGAUAAAGGUGGAUGAAAAUGAAAACUGUUCCUCUCUGGGAUCUCCAAGUGAACCACCACAGACUCUAGAUCUUGUUAGAGCAUUACAAGAUCUAGAGAAUGCAGCUUCAGGUGAUGCAGCGGUUCAUCAGAGGAUAGCGUCUUUGCCUGUUGAAGUCCAAGAAGUAUCCCUACUAGAUAAAAUAACAGAUAAAGAAUCUGGAGAAAGGCUUUCUAAAAUGGUAGAGGAUGCUUGUAUGUUGCUGGCAGAUUACAAUGGCAGAUUGGCGGCUGAAAUAGAUGAUAGGAAGCAACUCACUCGAAUGUUAGCAGAUUUUCUCCGUUGUCAAAAGGAAGCCCUUGCAGAGAAAGAGCAUAAAUUGGAAGAAUACAAGCGCAAGUUAGCCAGAGUUUCCUUGGUGCGCAAAGAACUCAGGUCCCGGAUCCAGAGCCUGCCAGACUUAUCUCGAUUACCCAACGUCACUGGAAGCCACAUGCACCUGCCCUUUGCAGGGGACAUCUACAGUGAAGACUGAUGACCGGUGUCUUUCCAGGGCCCAGGACUUUGCAAGAGAUGGAGACAGUGCAGAAAUCUGUCUGGAGUGGCAGUUUGAACAGAUUCCCUGGAGUUCCCUCUGCUCCUUCCAUCACUACAGUAAGUAAAAGAACCACACGGGGGAACCCGGGAGUCUGAGAAAAAUCAGCUGUGCUCAGUAGCCAACCUCCUCCUCUAGGAAAACCAGUCCAGAUGCAGCUAUUUUGGUACCUCUUCUCACAUGCACUCUGAAUCAGGGUUUUUCUGUAAGAAUUCCUUCAGAAUCAGCAAAAGCUGGGGUGACCUGGUUAUCUUGAUUUGCAAAAUUUAAAUAACAAAACUAGGUUGUCAGUGGUCACUGUAGAUGAGCAGCUCAUCUAUUACAGUUAUUGAACUGGUUCUGAGAAAUCUUUAGAAAAAAAAAACUUAAAAGUACACAUUAAUUGGGAAAGUUAGAAUGCCCUUUCUGAAUUUUACAUUCUACAAAUUUGUAUUAUAUGACGUAACAUAAAGCUACAAAACUGCUUUGUAUUCUAUUAAGAAAUAGCUCCUAAAGAUGUAGUCUUGUUUCAUAGUUGUUGCACUAUAUCAAAGCUUUUUAAAGUGUAAACCCAGUUCUUCUCUGUAUAGAAAGGGAGCAUUGUGUUAACGUACUGAAUUUAUUUAUACAGAGCAUUUGUUGCCAUCUGUAACUCCAGCCAUCCGCACAUGAGUCUGUUCUGAGGUGGCAGUAGCACAUGGGAACAUGAAGUUUCCCUGUUUACCCCUUUCUCUUUGGCUGUAUCUGAUGACAAUAUAAGAUGUUCUUAAUAAAGUUUUAUGUUGUUUUUGAAA